ACCAGCUCCGUCCUGGCUUCAUUUGCUCCCGCCUACCCUAAAGCUGUCGUCGAUUGGCUCCGCCCCGUGACGUCAGGCCGCGGUGUCCGCCGGUCAGACCGGGACUCCUCGCACAAGAUGGCGGCUACUGUGCCCGGGGGUACCGGGACCCAACUCCCGCCGCACCGCUCAGCCCCGGCUAGGAUUGGAUACUACGAAAUAGAGAGGACAAUCGGCAAGGGCAACUUCGCGGUGGUUAAACUGGCCACGCACAUCGUGACACGGGCAAAGGUUGCCAUUAAGAUAAUUGAUAAGACCAAGCUGGAUGAUGAAAACCUGAAGAAAAUUUUCCGUGAAGUACAGAUCAUGAAGAUGCUUUGUCAUCCCCAUAUUAUCCGACUGUAUCAGGUGAUGGAAACUGAGAGAAUGAUCUAUCUUGUGACAGAAUAUGCCAGCGGAGGGGAGAUUUUUGAUCACCUUGUGGCUCAUGGGCGUAUGGCGGAGAAAGAAGCGCGCAAGAAGUUUAAGCAGAUUGUCGCCGCUGUCCAAUUUUGUCAUUGUAGGAAUAUUGUGCACCGAGAUCUGAAGGCUGAGAAUUUGUUGCUUGAUGCAAACCUCAAUAUAAAGAUCGCAGAUUUUGGGUUCAGUAACCGGUUUACUCCAGGACAGUUAUUGAAGACUUGGUGUGGCAGCCCCCCGUAUGCAGCGCCAGAACUUUUUGAAGGAAAGGAAUAUGAAGGGCCCAAGGUGGAUAUAUGGAGUUUGGGUGUAGUUUUGUACGUGUUGGUUUGUGGCGCUCUCCCAUUUGAUGGAAGCACAUUACAAAACCUGCGGGCCAGGGUCUUGAGCGGAAAGUUCCGGAUCCCUUUUUUCAUGUCCACAGAAUGUGAACAUCUUAUAAGACACAUGCUGAUUUUGGAGCCCAGCAAGCGCCUGUCAAUGGAGCAGAUCUGUAAACACAAAUGGAUGUGUAUAGGAGAGCAGGAUCUCGAGUUUGAAAGGUUAAUAGCAGAGUGCCAGCAUGUAAAAUUGGAGAGACAGAGGGAACCUUUGAAUGAGCAAGUUCUACAUACCAUGGUGGAAAUGGGUCUGGACAAAGACCGCACUUUGCAGUCCUUAAGAACAGAUGCUUAUGAUAACUACAGUGCUAUCUACAGUUUGCUGUGCGAACGGCUAAGAAGACACAAAACUCUACGCCUCCCUACCCCACCCAGUGCCCCUCGUCCACUGUCUUACACUGCUUCACCAAUACAGGCUGAUGCAGCUGGUAGUGCCGUCAGCAUGAAUGUGCCCCAGGUUCAGCUCAUCAAUCCUGAAAAUCAAAUAGUUGAGACUAAUGGCACCAUGAACUUGGACAGUGAUGAAGGAGAAGAGCCUUCCCCGGAAGCUUUGGCCAGAUAUCUGUCCAUGAGGAGACAUACAGUGGGAGUGCCGGACACACAUAAUGAAGGAGGAGCAGAGGAGCUACAGAAGAUCAUUCCUGGAUUUCCACGAGUCACUCCACAGACUCCAUUCCUUCCAGUCGCACAAAACACAAACACUCUGCACCCGUUACUACCAAUGCAAAACAUGCCACCCAGCGGCCACAUUGAGUAUAAGGAACAGUCCCUCUUACAGCCUCCCACCCUUCAGCUCUUAAAUGGCAUGGGACCUCUUGGACGCCGAGCAUCUGAUGGAGGGGCUAAUAUUCAGUUACAUGCACAACAGUUCCUAAAGAGGCCACGAGGGCCUUCACCACUGGUUACAAUGACAACUGCUGUACCUGCAGUUACCCCAGUAGAUGAGGAGAGUUCAGAUGGGGAACCUGAUCAAGAGGCUGUGCAAAGGUAUCUUGCCAACCGCUCCAAGAGACACACUUUGGCAAUGACCAGUCCUACAGCAGAAAUCCCCCCAGAACUACAGCGCCAGCUUGGGCAGCAGGGUUUCCGAAACAGAGUAUGGCCUCCGCACCUGAUACCUGACCAGCAUCGUUCCAUGUACAAAGAUUCAAACACUCUCCACCUACCGGCUGAGCGCUUUUCCCCUGUGCGCAGGUUCUCCGAUGGAGCCGCCACCAUCCAAGCAUUUAAAGCUCAUCUGGAGAAAACAGGACACCAUAACAGCAGCAUCAAACAGCUGCAACAGGAGUGUGAGCAACUGCAGAAGAUGUAUGGUAUACACAUGGAUGAAAGGACCCUGGAACACACACAACAGCAGCAUUUUAUGUACCUGCAGGAGCAUCAGCAACACCUCCUGCAGCAUCAGAUCCAGGAUUGCAUCCGCCCUGCACAGCCAUCUCCUCCUCUCCAGUCAUCAACCAUAGUAUCGGCUUGUGAGAAUCAGCCUGCUCUACUUACACACCAGCUCCAGAGAUUGCGAAUCCAGCCUUCCAGUCCCCCUCCAAAUCCAGCCAGCAACCACCUGUUCAGACAGCCAAACAAUAGUCCCCCACCAUCUUCCAGUGCCAUGCUCCAAACACAUGGGGCCCAACCUUCCACUCAGUAUCAGGGGGUGCCAGGUCAUACUGCCCUUUACCAGCCUUCUAACAGUGGCUCCCCUCCACCUAGCAUUACACUGCCACGCCUGGGCAUACAGCAGCCGCAGAACCAGCAGCAGUCAGCACAGCAAGUGACCAUCCAGGUCCAAGAGCCAUCUGAUAUGUCAGGAGCUGCACGGGGUAUUUCUAUUAAUACUUGUGCCAAUCACAUACAAAUGCAGCAGCGGGCAUCACUUAUGGCUUCAUUGGGCAAUUAUAACCACCGACCUCUGUCCAAACAACUGAGUGCUGACAGUGCUGAAGUGCACAGCUUGAAUAUGGGCCGCUUCUCUCCCUCCACAAAUUAUGACCAGACCCACCUACACCCUCAUGUAUUUCCUGAGCAGCCAAGACCUCCCCCAUCAGGAUACACAAGCCAAGGAAAUGCAGGAUACAGCAGCCCUUCAGGUGCUGCUGGUUUUUCUCAAGCCUUGAAAGUUCCUCAGCUGGAACAAUACCCUGCGUUCAGUACAACCGCCCAGCAGAAUUAUCCCACAUCAGCGCUACAACAAGCUUUGCUCUCGCCUACACCUAGCACAUAUACCAGACAUCACCAGCAACUGCCCCACAUGCUUCAGGGUCUGCUCUCCCCUCGGCACUCCCUGACAGGUCAUGCGGAUACACGCUUGCCACCUGCAGAUUUCAUGCAGCUCAUAAAACAGCACCAGCAGCAACAACAGGAGCUGAAUGAACUGUUCAACCAGCACCUGAAUCAAGUAGAUGCAGGCAACAUUUCCUACCAGAGCCCUUCUGAGCCCUACCACCAUCUCCUGCAGAUUCGACCACAAGAAUGUAUGCACCAGGCAACACAUACACCACCACCCAGAUUUCACCCGUCUAUGUUGCAUUCAGAGAGCAUGGAGGAGGAUUGCUCUGGAGAGGGGCACAGGAUGGGUGAUGGAGAGACUCUCAGAGGUUUGAGUAAACCCCUGCAGGAGAGUGGACAUGAUGACACCGAGUCUCUUCUGGGUACAAUGAGAGAGCAAGAAUUGAGUACGCAGCAGUAUCAGCCACAGACCUCUUACAGCCGGACCAAGCUGGCCAGCAGAGAACCAGGAUCUUCGGUAAACUGCAUGGACAGAGUUUCCCCUCCUCACGUCAUGGAAGUUCCAGACCAUAAUGGUGUCCCAUACCCUCCAAGGUCCACACCCAGUGAGCAUGCCCGUACCAGGAUGUUGCAGCGGCACCACACAAUCCAAACUAGUGAUGAUGCCUAUGUGCAGCUGGAUAAUUUGGCUGGUAUGAGCCUUAUGGCGGGUAAAGCUCUAAGCUCCGCCCGCAUGUCUGACGCCGUUCAGAGCCGCUCUUCACUGAUGGGAAGUCAGCAGCUUCAGGAUGGGGAAGGUGAAGAUUGUGAAAGAUCUCCUGAAGAGGCCGAACUGUCUGUGAUCAGUGACAGUGGGCAGCAUCUUUCCACCUCUUGCUACCCUACUACCAUGCUGUUGGGGUACAAACACACUGAUCUGAAUUUCAGCAUGGAGCAGGCAGGAGUGUGAACAGAGGUUUCCAUCAAGAAACAAGAGGGUCCCAUCUUUUGACACCAACAGUAUCUGCAGCUUAAGCGCCAAAUUUCAUCUGUAUUCCUACCCUGAACUGACUUGCCGUGCCCCACCACAUCACAGACUAAUUCUUCAAGUGCCCCUCCUAUUACGUUUAUUUUUUAAUUUUUAUUUUUUUCAAUCCUUUCUCCUUUGAGGAGUUUGGGGUCAUCACAACAGAAGGGCCGGGAUUCUUUCUCAAAGUUAGGUCUGUGAUUUUACCACCCUUGCAGGCAUUGGCAAGAGAUGAAAGAAUCUUGUUCUAAGACGCUUUGCGAACAGGGUAACUUUAGUGGGGGCGGGAAAUAUUUGGCGACUGAAAAUACAGAAACACCAGCAAAGAAUCCAACAUAGAAGUACGGCACUUACUGUGUCGAGAGACUGCAGCCUCAUGGUAGUAGGGGCUUUUUACCCUAGCAUGGACACAGGAGACACCGGCACCAAUAGGUGACCAGUGCAUGCAAAACUGAUGUCCAAGGGUGGCCUGGCAGGAGCAGCUAGUACCUAGGGUGGGGUAAUGUAGGAGACUUUGGCACCUGACCGAGAGCCUAUGUUCCUCAAUACACUCUAGUUGGAUACAUUUGUUCUCUGUCUUGGCUUACAGGGUUAAGUGUAGUAUAUUGGACACUGGUCAUGAAUUUGUAUUAUGACCUCUGACAAGCUCCAGAUUUCAUAAGUUGCACUAUUUUAUUUUACUCCUUAUAGCCGAGGGCAUUCCAUUUUGUUUUCCCUUAAGUUAUUCCAAGCCAAAGAAAAUCUUUAAUCCCACUUGUUAAAAGAAUAUUGGGCAGGAAUUAUGUUCCAUUUUAAUCAUUAGUUUUUAGAUCGUUAUUUACUUUCUUACUUUUUAUAAAUUUCCUUUUUUUAAGUUCCUGACCAGUUUUCCAGAUAGGUUGCCCCCAAAUGAGCAGAAGAUGUGAGCAACAAAGUGGGACAAGUGCCGUGGGUAUAAUUCUACCUAAUAGUGGCGUUCUGCACUGAUCCAUAGAGCUGGCACUGUUAUAAUAUAAAAGGAUUGUGCCAUCUAUACAAGUGCCUGGAGAAAGAGUAGGUCAUUUACAGUUGGCAUGUAGGCUAUACAGAUAUUCUCUGUACUCUUAAGGACCACAGGGCACUCAAUUACAGCCAUGUUGGCACCAUGUUUUGCACAUGAUGAAGCUGCUGCCUUUGGAGAGUGUAUCGGUGAUGAAUUGUGCCAUACCAAGUGUUUCCUCAUCAUUGUAGUGAUUGUAUUCUGAGUCUAGUUUAUUAAGAUGAUAAAACAACAACUCUAUAUUUUAUUUAUAUUCUACCUGCCUGAUGAGCGGCCAUAGUCACCUCUAUGGUUGUGCGUUGGUGUAGGAUAAACCUACACCCUGGGUGCCAACUCCUCCUGCCCAUCCACUUUUCAUAGACACAGAUCCCAUGCAGUGCCCAUGAGGCCCUUGGGAGAUUAGGCCUGGUGCAAUAUGCUACUUAUUUUACAUAUGAUUAUUAAUUUUUUUUGUGUGUGUUUUUGUCCGUCAUUAAUCAUGAUCAGAAUUAACCCCUCACUGUGUGCUGGGAUGUGUCCUCUCUGUCUAGCAGUGAGAUGGUUGAUGUGAGAUCAUAAAGUGUUUCACGUGGAGUAUAUGUGGGGACUGUGUACAUAUGUAUGUGUAUAUAAGUGUCUGUAUGGAUGUAUAUAUCAUGAGUGUGUAUAUAAAGACAUUUGUUCCCUAUAGCUCAGCAGCUGUUUCUUGUUUUGUCAAGUGUAGCCAUUUGUUUCUGCCAUGAGCUUAUUUUGCCUGUUACAGGACUUUUCCAAAGGACGAGUCCAGGAUGACUGUGCAUAUAUUUGUAUUUUUAACAAAUGCAAAGCCGCAGCUAUGCCCCCUCUAUAUGUGGAAUCACCACAAUGAGGUCAGGCCAUAAAACCAGGUCACAUUUUAUGGAUGCAAACAAGACCUUGUCCUGCACUAUAACCUUACAUAGUCUCUAUCUCUGCUUAUUCAUCACAGGCCCAAAGGUUUCUCUUCCACGUCUCUGUUGGUUUUCUGUUAACCAGUGUUGAAAUAGCUAGGUCUGGGUUGUAAUCCCAGGUCUCUUUGUCUAGCACUUAGUACCCAUCAUAUACUUUGUCAGUCUUGACAGUACACAGCUCAUUUAUGACCAACUAGUUGCUUUCGCUUGCAUGCUGCAGUUUUGCCCCUGCUUACAAUACUCCUUCCUUGUCUCAUCAACUGUCCACCUCUUUUCUAGGGGGCGCACAUGGUAGUUUCCAUACUGUCAUAUAUCAGUAGUGACCAUACAGACAGCUGCCCUAAAGUUUUAAACAUGUAUGUUGGAGACAACAUACUCUGUGCUCGCUGAUACAUGCUAAUCUGUUUCAUAAGAAGCAGUUUUUACAGAGGAGUGUGUCACGGGGGUUUGGGGAGGGAACAACAUGUCUUUAUAUACAGGUAUGUGUGUGUGUUGUCCCUGCACUCCUCACCAGUUCAUUUCAAUUUUGGCCCAAAGAGCCUUUCUUUUCUCUUACAAACACAAAUAUAUAUGAAAAUAUAUAUAGAAAAAAAAUAAUAA
Messenger RNA from Hyla sarda, 6573 nucleotides. It is a transcript of the gene SIK3, whose product is annotated as SIK family kinase 3. Gene Ontology annotation, molecular function: ATP binding; protein serine/threonine kinase activity; tau-protein kinase activity. Lineage: Eukaryota; Metazoa; Chordata; Amphibia; Anura; Hylidae. The transcript is spliced from 25 exons. The coding region runs from base 118 to 3990 and encodes 1290 amino acids. Gene Ontology annotation, biological process: microtubule cytoskeleton organization; intracellular signal transduction; protein phosphorylation. The record is from RefSeq and is a predicted model, not a curated record. Gene Ontology annotation, cellular component: cytoplasm.